Messenger RNA from Notechis scutatus (mainland tiger snake), 552 nucleotides. The record is from RefSeq and is a predicted model, not a curated record. NCBI's taxonomy places the organism in Eukaryota, Metazoa, Chordata, Lepidosauria, Squamata, Elapidae.
AUGAACUCUACCUAUAAAGAUGCCAAGGGUAAAUGGAAGAACAAAGAGAGGGUCCUAAUUUUUUCUUCCAGGGGAAUAAAUUUUAGGACAAGGCAUCUAAUGAAGGAUUUGCGUACAUUAAUGCCUCAUUCUAAAGCAGAUACAAAAAUGGACAGGAAAGACAAGCUAUUUAUCAUUAAUGAGGUCUGUGAAAUGAAGAAUUGCAAUAAGUGCAUAUUUUUUGAAGCCAAAAAGAAACAAGAUCUUUACAUUUGGCUUUCAAAUGUUCCCCAUGGACCAUCAGCCAAGUUUUUAGUCCAGAACAUUCACACAUUGGCUGAGUUGAAGAUGACUGGAAACUGUUUGAGGGGCUCUCGACCUGUUCUUUCUUUUGAUCCAGUUUUUGACCAGAAACCGCAUUAUGCUUUGCUGAAAGAGCUAUUUAUUCAGGUUUGUAUAUAUUUAUUAUUCCUAAGGGGCAAUCUUCCAUCUGUAAUGAUGUGUUUUCAUUUGGAAUCCUUUGAUCGGGAAUUUAUAUACAUGUUUAAGGAACAAAGUUUUGUUAGACUUAUA